Molecule: messenger RNA, 1581 nt
Organism: Macrobrachium nipponense
Lineage: Eukaryota; Metazoa; Arthropoda; Malacostraca; Decapoda; Palaemonidae
Exons: 3
Coding region: 134-1414 (426 amino acids)
Source: RefSeq, a predicted model, not a curated record
UCCAACGUCUAAGUACAUAACAGCCUAGACUAUAGAGCCAGUUCAGGUUUGCUUAGUUGCAGCGACGCACACCAUCUUAUUUAUUUCGUUUCUUCAUCGAUCUGGAAUAAAAGGAGGCCGACGUUCACGUGACAUGGGGGAUACACCCGAAGAUGACCCGGUGGACCCGAAGAGCCUGAUUGCAGAGGAGGACGUGAAAGAAACUCUUUUGUGCGACAAAGGAGAAGAAGCUGCACUCAUUUCAUGGGAAGUGGUAGACUUCACAAAAACUGGCGACAACUAUUCUACCUUUGUAACGAGUAUUCAAGUGACGUACUCCAUGGCAGACGAGGAGUUACAGGUUUCUUACGUUACAAAAGUGAAUCCUUGUAGGAAACUGGAGGGCUUUGAAUCAAUCACCCAUGCCCUUUUUGAAAAGGAGGUCAAUUUCUACUUAAAUCUUGUUCCAGACCUAAACUCUGUGCUGGAGGAAGCUGGAAUAGAAACAUUAAAUUUACCCAGAUGUUACCACGUUAAUUUAGACCAAGGGCAGGAACGGGCAUAUUACGAGGACUUACGGGAGCGUGGCUUUAAGAUGGUCGACAGAAGACAAGGCUUAGACGCUGCUCACGUUACUUUGGUGCUAAAAGAAUUAGCUAAAUUGCACGCGGCUUCACGUCUCCUGCAAGAAAAAUCUCCCGAGGAAUCUCUGGAGGAAAAGUACUACCCCACUUUGCAAGACUGGUUGAAUUUAGGGGAAGAGGCCAAUGAGGUCCUCACGCCAAUGUUGCAAGGUUACCUGAACCAUGCGAGAGAUAUAUUGAAAAAUUCUGGUGGGGAAAAGAGAAUCCUGGAAUGGAUUGAGAGCUUAAGACCAAAUCUUCGGGAAGAUAUGAUUACCAAAAUGCAAAGCGAUACCUUUGGAAGCAUCUGUCAUGGGGAUUGCUGGAGUAACAACAUUCUCUUCAGGUACGAAGACGAAGAACCUGUGGAAGUGAUGUUGGUGGAUCUGGAAGCUUGUCGGUAUGCCACACUCGCCUCCGAACUGAACUACCUGCUGUAUUCAAGUGUGGCUUACCAAGUUAGGAAGGAGAACCUUGAAGACUUCAUGAGGACUUACUUCUCUGCUUACAAUGACAUAGUCCAGGCUGGUGGGCUCGAGAUGAGUUUCAGUGAGGAAGAACUCAUGGAGGAGUUUCGGGAUAAGAACAUUCUUGGCGCCAUCUUUGCUAUGAUGAUUGUACCGAUUGUUCUGUUCGAGACAGGAGAAUUGCCUCACAUUUCGGAAUUUAGUGGUGACUUUGAAGAAGCCAUAAAUGAUUUCUGGGCCCGUGUCAAGUCACUGGUUGAUGAGAGUCCCUUGUUGAGACCCAGAUUUCUGGAUAUGUUUGAAGAAUUCACUGAAACAGGGCUCAUACCCUUAAUAAACUUUUAGUCUUUUUCAAUAUUCUUUGUAAAUCUACAUACUGAUAAGCUCUUUUGUUUGAAUGAAUAUGAAUGCGAAAGAAAAAGUCAGAAUAUGAAAACUAGGAAGUAUAAUGUUAGAAUAACAUUCAAAUCUUUAUAAAAUGAAUAUAAACAAGCUUGUAAGUUAUAGCAGAG